Molecule: messenger RNA, 2166 nt
Organism: Hordeum vulgare subsp. vulgare (domesticated barley)
Lineage: Eukaryota; Viridiplantae; Streptophyta; Magnoliopsida; Poales; Poaceae
Product: putative F-box/FBD/LRR-repeat protein At4g00315
Exons: 5
Coding region: 454-1947 (497 amino acids)
Molecular function (GO): protein binding
Source: RefSeq, a predicted model, not a curated record
CCCCGCCGCCAUCCCCUGCGACAGCCUUCCAACCUGCCCGCUCCCCCGCCGCCAUCCCCUGCGGCAGCCUUCCAACCUGCCGUCUACCGCCGGCCACCCACCACUCUCCUCCAACGCCAUCCCCUGUGACAACCCCGACCCCUGCCCUGCCCUGCCCUGCCGUCCGCCGCCGGACACCACAUCUGCUGCCUGCGUUAUUAUGCCUGGCUGCGUUUUUUUUUUGGAGUAAAUAAUCUCGCGGGAGACGGAGGCGGGACAAGAUUUGAUUUCCUUGUGCAAUCGAGGAAGGGAGGAUGCCGAUUUCGGAUUUAACGGCGAGGGCAGCCCAAAAGGAGUGUUUUUUAUUCGGAGUUGGCAAAAGAGGAAUAAGGGGGAUUCGGAUAAGGCGCGUCCUCCGUUGUCACGGAUCCAAUAAGGUGGUUAUUCUAAGGUCAUUUGUUGAUCCCAUCAGCCAUGAAGAACAAAAAUGGUCGUCCCAGGAAAUCAGCUCUCAACCAAGCCGCUGCUGGCAACAAGAAUGGUCGUAGCAAGCGGAAUCUAAAGGCAACUCGCAACGAAGCCGCUGCUAGCAACGCAAACGAAGACAGGCUCAGCAAUCUGCCCAAUGACCUUCUGCUCAACAUUCUGGAGAGGGUGGAAACGCUCGAUGCUAUUAGGACCUGCAUCCUCUCCAGGCAAAUGCUGAAGCUCCCCACCAUGCUCUCACGCCUCUACCUAACUCCCAGCCUCAAGGGAGUGUUCCGAACCAACCAUGCUGUGGCUUAUGUAACUGAUAACAUCUUGAGCACAAGGAGCCCGGAGGUUACCAUCAGCGAACUCAAAAUCAGAUUUCUCUUGUUGCCCAAUGACUCUCUAAUCAUUGGCAGAUCUGUUGCCCGUGCCAUGGCAACCCAGAAGGUUGCCGCAGCUGAGUUUGAGAUUGUAACGAAGAAGCGUUAUAGCCUCUGCUCUUCUGCUGACCUCCUCCAGUUUGGGAAGCAGUUCAAUGAUUUAUUUGGUGCUUGUCCGCGUGCGUUUGCUGGCCUUACGAGCCUGUGGCUGCAAAAUAUGAGGUUUGGUGAACUGGACAUUCCCAACAUCCUCAGCACUUGCAAGCUCUUGGAGUAUUUGCGUUUAUCCCAUUGCGACUCAGGGGUCCAUGCUGUGCUGCAAGUAGAACACGAUCAACUUGUUGAGCUCGAGGUCGACCAGGGGAAAUUUGAGAGAGUUGAACUGAUAUGUCUACCAAAACUCCAACGGAUGACCUAUGAUAAUUGGUUCUCUUCUCAGGAUCCAUUGUAUUUUGGUUUUGUACCACAGCUUUCAAAGCUGAGCCUUAUCAAAACUCGCAUCCGUUCGGACAAGACUCUCGAGUUAAGUCAGCUCCUUGCUAAUGUUCCUUCCAUAGACUAUCUUCGUCUGGAUUUUCGAAGUGAAAAGAUUUGGAUUCUGCCAGAAUGCCCAAAACUGCUCAAGCCUGUGCUCAACAAACUACAGCAUGUGAAUCUGGACCAUCUUCCUGAAGGAUGUGAUUUAGCUUGGACAAUGUUUAUUCUUGAAGCUGCACCCUCCCUGAAAGAGCUGUGCAUCACAGUGUGGGAUCAUUGGUGCAUAAUGAUAACAAACAAAGAGUUGCGGAAGAAAUAUUGUUUCUGCGAAAAGGCAGACGUGAAGUGGAAGCCAUAUGCCCCUGAUUUCAAGCACAAGAAUCUGGCUAAGCUCACCAUCUACGGGUUCCAACCUGACGACAAUUUUAUGCGAUACAUCAGGUGUGUCGCGGAACAUGCGGUUAAUAUAACAGAGAUAUCCCUGUAUGACAGGAAGGUGUGUGGGCGUUGUGGCGACUUGGAUCCUGAGAUCAAGGACAGUGUAUGUCCAUCAAGAUAUCCACCGACAGCCGAGGAGCGGAAGCAGAUAACAGAGGAGUUGGGUUUGUCUUCUGUUGCUGUGGUUCACUUCCGGUCCUAAUUGAAAAAAUGUAGCAGUUUCUAAGUCAUCUGUAAUAUCAUCUUCAUAACUGGAAAGAGUUCAUCAAACUCCAUAAUUCAGUAGUUAUUAUGCUUGUACUCUUGCUUUCCUUUCAAUUGAAGCUUUUGCACUAUUGGGAAGUAUUCUGGUGUUUGUGAUGUAUGGAAAUAAUAAUUGUGAACUAUUGAAAACAAGUUGACAUUAGUUCAUCUUUAUCCA